Alnus glutinosa is the source of this 1258-nucleotide messenger RNA. RefSeq names its product uracil phosphoribosyltransferase. The transcript is spliced from 12 exons. Gene Ontology annotation, biological process: uracil salvage. Bases 31 to 957 code for a protein of 308 amino acids. The record is from RefSeq and is a predicted model, not a curated record. NCBI's taxonomy places the organism in Eukaryota, Viridiplantae, Streptophyta, Magnoliopsida, Fagales, Betulaceae. Gene Ontology annotation, molecular function: uracil phosphoribosyltransferase activity.
AAAAAAAAAAUUACUUGCCACGUCAGCAAGAUGGCUAUCAAAGUUGUGCUUUUGGGUGGAAGAGACGCGUUUCUCUCGGUUGAAUCCAUGGCCUCGUGCCGCAUCAACUCUACGCUUCGGUGCCCGUCCGGUGCGCCGCGUUUUUCGUCCACAUGUCGCCCUCACGACCCGCGUGCUCCUCUCCUAUUUAUUAACACGACUCUCUCCUCUUCGCCGCCCAAUCUCAAAAGGAUCUCGUGCUCCAGUGCUCCGCGCCGUAGCUCUGUUGCUGUGAGGGCUCAAAUGGCCACUGAGAAGAAAUCGAUCUCACAGGACAGAAUGCUGGUCUUUGUGCCUCCGCAUCCAUUGAUCAAGCAUUGGGUUUCAGUUCUAAGGAAUGAACAAACUCCUUGUCCCAUAUUCAGGAAUGCAAUGGCUGAGUUGGGGAGGCUACUUAUGUAUGAAGCUUCGAGGGAUUGGUUGCCUACUGUUACGGGGGAGAUUCAGUCACCAAUGGGUGUCGCCUCAGUUGAGUUCAUAGAUCCGAGGGAGCCUAUGGCGGUAGUUCCAAUUCUAAGAGCUGGUCUAGCUCUUGCAGAACACGCAUCUUCAAUCUUGCCAGCAACAAAAACAUACCAUCUGGGGAUACGUAGAGACGAAGAGACACUUCAGCCAACAGUAUAUCUGAACAAGUUACCUGACAAAUUUCCUGAAGGGUCUCGAGUAUUUGUAGUCGAUCCAAUGCUGGCAACAGGUGGCACGAUAGUGGCAGCUGUCAACCUCUUAAAGGAGCGUGGAAUUGAAAACAAUCAAAUUUUAGUGAUAUCUGCUGUGGCCGCCCCUCCAGCUCUUCAAAAGCUCAGUGAGAAGUUCCCUGGGCUUCAUGUCUACACAGGAAUAAUUGAUCCCACAGUUAAUGACAAAGGGUUCAUAAUUCCUGGACUUGGGGAUGCUGGAGACCGCAGCUUUGGUACAUGAAUUCACCCAAAGUUCAUCCCCCCAGUUCUCAGUUGUCACCUCCUGCAAUUUUGACAUGUUCAACCAUUCAUCAAUCACUAAAGCGUGCGGAGUUUUUCUGGUAAGGCAACGGACUUGCUUUACAAACUUAAUUAUUAUGCAAAUUACUGACCCCCUAAGGAAAAAUAUAGUAAUCUCUCUGGAUUUUGUAUAAGAAGCCUGUAUUCUGCCAGGUAUUCUUAGUUAUUAGCUUGGGGGUUCUAAUGCUUACAAGCAUGUGUUUGGGAAAAAUGAUUUAUAUAUGCCAACUUAUUUCAAAACU